This is a messenger RNA of Pistacia vera, 520 nucleotides long. RefSeq lists its product as uncharacterized. Gene Ontology annotation, cellular component: photosystem I. Lineage: Eukaryota; Viridiplantae; Streptophyta; Magnoliopsida; Sapindales; Anacardiaceae. Gene Ontology annotation, biological process: photosynthesis. Bases 107 to 520 code for a protein of 137 amino acids. The transcript has 3 exons. The record is from RefSeq and is a predicted model, not a curated record.
UCAUCAUCUACAGGUCUAAAAACUGGUGGCUCUGGCCAUUCCAAUUCCACAACCAUAACCAACCCAACUUCAACUCCAGAGAGAGCUUGAAGUGUAAUGGUUACUGAUGAGUUCAAUAGGCCAAAGCAUUUUGAUGGCUUUAACUGUGACUGUCAACAAAUAUGCUUCUUUAAAUGUCCAAGCAGUUCCCAGUAGAAGAGAAUCAAAACCUUCAAGAACAAAACCAAAGGCAAAAGCCGCCGCAAUCACUGAUAUUGAUAUAGGAAGAAGAGGGCUACUUCUAUCCACUGUAGCUGCCGCUCCUCAAGUUAACGACUCCACCACUGAGCUUCUUAAAAAAUAUUUAAAGAAAUCAGAGGAAAACAAGGCAAAGAAUGACAAGGAGAGACUGGAUAGCUAUUACAAGCGGAAUUACAAAGAUUACUUUGAAUUUAUAGAAGGAUCUCUGAAAGCCAAGGAGGACCAGCAACUCUCUGAAUCAGAGAAGGGUAUUCUUGAUUGGCUUCAGACUAACAAAUAA